AUGGGCCCCUCGCCGGCCCUCAUCAGUCACAUCCAGACCGCGGGCGUGCGCGCUCUGGAGUUGCUGGCGCUGCGGCAGUCGAUCAUCUCGGGGGUGCCGUCGUGCCCCGCGGUGUCGCUGGCGUGCCCGCCGGCGAACCUGACCUGCCCGCCGCAGGUCUGCCCCGCGCUGACGUGCUCACCGCCGCCCUGCCCUCCCCCAGCGUGCCCGGCGCCGCUGGUCAACCUCUCCUGCCCGCCUGCAGGAGGGAUCGUGGGCGCCGGCGAGUUCGACUCACCCUCGGCGUGCUGGGGGACUCUCGCAGGGAUCGCGGCUGGGCUGGGGCUCGGCCGCGGGGAGUGGUGCGCUGACUUGGCGGUCGGCACCCUGGUCCGGGUCUCCUACACCGGGGAGACCAUGGACCACACGAGGGUCGUGCUGUGGCCCAGUCGCCGCCUGGACCAGAGGCGGCGGGUGCGGGGGCGGCACGCCUACUGGGUGCUCUCCGCGGACGGCGACGUCUGGGAGGAGGACCUGAGCGGGAGGAAUGCGGCGACCGGACCGUCGGGCGGGUCGCUGCUGGACCAGGCGACUGGGGAUCCGCCCGACGGCCGCCGCCUCUAUCGGUUCCGUGCGCGGCCCAGCCUGGACGAGGUCGUGGAGCAGGCGGCGGAGUGCCGAGCCACGAUGCUCAGGCGUGGGCAGGCCGAGUCGGAGGCGCCGACGAGAGUGGUGCUGGCCGACGGGGCGGUGCGCCCCGGCCACGACCACUUCCCGUGGCUCGUGGCCCCGCGCCCCUGGGUGCUGACGGAGCCGCUCCCUGGCAUGCCAAUCGGGACCGUGGUGGAUCCGCUCCCGGUGGGGGCGUUGCGCGACGGGAGCCGGGCCCUCGGCUUGCUGCCGAGCUGCGGCCGCUGGGCGAGGCUCGAGCAGGUGGACGAGGGCCAGAUCGUCGAGUGGGCUGCCAAGAGGACGAAGGAGCUGCUGCUCGACCUCGGCGCGGAGCCCGACGCCAUGGGCACCGCGGAGCCGGUCGGCGGGACUGAGACCCCGCCGCUGGGGCGAGAGGCUCGCUCGGCCGGAGGCGACCGCCUGGGCGAGAAGCUGGGGCUAGCCGCCGAGGAGCCCGCCGAGUCGGCCGCAGGGAAGAACGACGCCUACGGCGACGCGCGCACGCUGUGGGUCGACUGGGACGAGCAGGGCGAACGCAGGAAGGAGUUCAAGCGAGCGGUGGCUGAGAGCUCGGAUGUGAAGUGGGACCAUCAUAGGCUGCCCGCCGAUCGCACCUGCCUCCACACGUGCAAGAUGAUGGUGAACUUGAGCGGGUCCCCACGCGCGUGGCUGGAGCGCUUUCUCAGGGAGAAGGGGAUAGCUUCUACGGAUCGAGUCGCGCACGAACUCCGAGUGUUGUGCGACAUCUUGGAGGAAGCUGGAGAGUUUGACCAGAUCAACCUCGGAGGACUGGCCUGCUUGGAAGUGGCCGCCCUCCGGCUGAACCUGCUGGUGGACGCGCACAAGAGCGGGUCGGCCUCGUACUCGAACGCGAAGUACCUCUCGCCGCUGACCGAGGUGGACCAGUUGAUGGCUCCUGGCUUGCGGUCUCACGUGUCGAGGCGCGCCAAGGAGGAGUACGAGCUGAUGCAGGGCGACAAGAGGGCCGAGGCGGUCGCUGCUGGUGCGGCUGGCGCGCGGGUUCCACCGCGCGAGGGGGCCGAUGAUGCGGCCAAGGGUGGCAAGGGCGGCGGCGGGGGCGGCCGGGGUAAUAAGGCCCGGGCGCGCAUGACGGACCAGUCUCAGCCGGCGGAGUGGGCCCCUGCCGGCUGGGCUAACACAUCGGCCCGGCGAGCGCCUCUGGCCCUGGCGAGCGGGGAUAGGGACCUCUUCCCCCUCCCUCGCCUGGCCAGGCCGCCCGCCAGCAGGGGCGGCAGCCGCGCCCGGAUUGCUGGCGCUCGGCGGCGGCGCGAGCACGAAUUGGUGAACGGCGCGAUCGACUCUCUCAACUGGCUUGCUGGAUGGGAGCCUGACGACGUGGGCCCGCCGCGCUCCCUGGACGCCAUGGGGGGCAAGCAUGCUGGGAUCGUACAGUGGGUGGCCAGCGAAGCUCUUCGGCGCCAAGCCGCAGCUCCCAACCCCUGUCCGUCCCAAGAGGCAUCGCUCAGUGCGUUGCUCAAGGGGUGCUCGAUCUACGACACGUCGGGCUCCCCGAGGAACCUGGCCUCCUUCGUCCGCGAGCGCGUGUCCUUGCCCCCUUCGGUUGUCGGCUGCUUCCAGGUGGACGAUAUCGUGGGCGAGGCCGGCCGCACCUACCUGAAGGAGAAUCAAAAGCGUAUGAGGCGGCCGAUCGAGGAGAUCGAUUUUGACAACUUGCCGACUCCCUAUUUUGACCCGCUGCUGAAGCGGAACAAGAAGAUGUACCACAACUUUUUGAAGGACCUCUCGUCCCGCGGGCUCUUGCUUGCCACCUUGUCUCCCGCAGAGCAGGCUGGCCUGUUCUUCGUGAAGAAGGCCGACAGCGACAAGAUGCGCAUGAUCGUGGAUGCGCGUCGGGCGAACGCGUGGUUCGGCGUGCCCCCCAGCGUCCAGCUCCUGUCGUGCGAGGGGUUCGGCAGGGUGGAGGUGAAGCUCCCAGAGGGCGUCGCCUUCGGCUCGGCGCGGGGCGAGGAGCUGCUGAACGGCUUCAAGCUCUUCUUGGGCAUGACGGACGUCAAGGACUGCUUCUACAGGAUGCGCAUCCCGGUGAGCCUGGCGAAGUUCUUCUCGCUGCCCGCCGCUCCGGCUCACGUCCUGGGCCUGGAGGGGCACGAGCUGGAGGGGACGAGGCUGGGCUGCGACACCCUCGUCUUCCCCUGCAUCGGGGCUCUCCCCAUGGGAUUCUCUUGGUCCCUCUUCCUCGCCCAAGACGCGAACGAGGAGAGGGUGGUCCGGUCUGAUCCGUGGCCAGGGGGAGACGUGGCAAUCUCGGAGCGGGUCCUGAUGAGUUAUCGCGGACCUCCGCUCGUCGUGGAGGUUGAGCCCGGGCUGCACGGGGGUGCCUACGUGUACGUCGACAACAUGGGGGUGCUCGCCCCCUCGGAGGGCCUCGCCAAGAGCGCCCUCGAGAGCUGGACUGGUCUCUUUGAGGGGGUCGGCCUGGACUUGCACAAGAGCUCGGUGGGCUCGGGCGCGAGCGAGGCGCUCGGGACCAAGCUUGACCUCGAGCUGAUGAGGUCGGGCGUGAGCGACGGGCGGUUCUGGAAGGUGUACCUGGGGCUGGGGGGCCUGCUGGCCCGCGGCCGGGCGACAGGGCGCGCCUUGGAGGUGGUGCUGGGCCACUGCACCUUCUGCGGGCUGGCCCUCCGAGGGUCGCUGAGCUGCUGGCACGCCUCGUACCGCUUCAUCCAGCGGCACUACCUGGAGCCUGCCCGCCUGUGGGCAGAAGUCGUGAAGGAGAUCAAGAUGUUCCGCGGGCUGCUCACCCUGAUGGUUCAGGACUGGUGGCGGCCAUGGAACUGCUGCGUGCUCCAGACCGACGCGAGCGAGAGCGGCUGGGGCAUGGCGCAGUCGUUCUGGCCGCAGCACGUGGUGGAGCAGGUCGGCCGGCUGCCUGAGCGAGCCCGCUUUCGUUCGGCGCUGGGCAGGCCGGCGCGAGAGAGCGCGCUCGCUGCCGCCAACCUUGCUCGGGACAGCUCGGGCGCUCUGUGCAGUUUUGCGGAUAUGGAUAAUCCUGACUCUCUUGCGUCUGACCCCCUGUCCUCGUGGGAGCUCGACCCCGGGUUCGCUGAAGUGCCCUGGCAGUGGCUCCGAAAGGGGGCCUGGGAGACCGUCCGGUCCGGGGUCUGGCGUUUUGCUGAGGACAUCCUGAUCCUUGAAGCCAGGGCCCUCGUGAAAUCGAUCCAGCGGCUGGCUAAGACCGCGCACGGGGUCUCGCCGGCGUGCUCGCGCUCGGACCCGAGCGGCGCGAGGGCGAUCGCCAGCCCCGGGGCGCUGGGCCGGGCGCGGAUACUGGCGCCGGCCCCCCUCUUGCCUUCGAAGAAGAGGGCCAGCCAGGCCGGACGGCAUCUUUCGGCCCUCGACGAGAGGGACGCGAACGGGCUGGACCUCGCUGGAGACGCCGGGGAGGACGCCGAGGGCGACAGCAGCUCCAGCGGCUCCGACUCGGUGGUGGAGCAGCUGGGGCGGACUCGGGCCCGAAUGCGGCAGCUGCGCGCGCGGAGGGCGCACCGGCGGGCGAAGCUGUACGCCGAUGCUAUCCUGGCGGCGCAGGGCGAGGGCGUGAGCCUCCUGGAGACCCUGGCGGUGACCCAGGCGACGCAGGUGAGGUACCAGCGAUAUCUCGAUCGUUUCUACUCGCGUGUCGGCCUGAGCCGGAGGCAGAUCCUGGCGAAGCCGGACACGGAGAUCGACGAGCUCAUGUGCAACUACAUGACCGAGAACUACUUGCAGGGCGAGCAGAGCAACUACGGGGACCAGACGGUCGCAGCCUGGGUCAGCGCGAACCCGGACUUCGGUCGCGUGGGAGGUCGCAAGCUGCCGCGGACUUGGCGGGCGCUGAAGGCCUGGCGCAGGCUGACUCCGGGCAGGCGGCGGAAGGCCCUUGCCCUCCCGGUCUGGUGCGGGCUGGCUUGGAGGCUGGCGCAGCGGGGACACCUACGCCUGGGCAUCUUCUUGAUGAUAGGCGUAUCGAUCUAUGGUCGGCCCUCGACCUUGCUGGCCGCCCGGCGGUGCGACCUUGUGCCUCCGUCGCCUGGUGUCAGCAGGCACUGGGCCCUGUUGACCCACCCGCUGGAGCGGAAGAGGCCCAGCAAGCGUGGGCACUUCGACGAGGGCUGCCCCCUGGACUCGCCGUACCUCCAGGGCUUGGACGAGGUGUUCGAGCGGCUGGCCUCGACGACGUCGAAGGAGCCGCUGUGGAACUUCAGCUACCCCGAGGCAGCGACGCUGCUCAAGGAGGCGGCGGAGGACCUCGGGGUGGCCCCAGUGACAUUGUACCAGAUGAGACACUCGGGCGCCAGCGUCGAUUUGGCGAAAGGCUGGCGCAGUCUGACCUCGGCGCAGCGACGCGGGGAGUGGACGCAGGCGAAGUCAAUGCACCGCUACGAGCACAGCAGCAGGCUCGGCAGCGACUAUGCAAAGCUCGACCCCCGGCUGCGCGCGACGUGCGAGGAGGCGGAGAGGCAGCUGGCACUCAUCCUGACGGGCCAGUACCUUGGCGAUCUCUUCGCGGGCUGCCGAGCGGUGUCUCGGGCGGCCGAGGCCGAGGGCUUCCGUGCGAGGAGUUGGGACGUCAUCUAUGAUGCAAAAUGGCAGGACUUGUUGUCGCCGGCCGUGCUGCGGGCGAUCAAAGCUGACGCUCGAGCUGGCCGGCUGGUGGCCGCGACAAUGGCCCCUCCGUGCCAGACUUUUUCCCUCGCGCACGACAGGUCGAGACCUGUGCGCAGCCGCGAGGAGCCAUGGGGCUUCCCCGCCUCCCAGCUGACGCCUGCCGAUGCCGAUGCAGUGGAAUUAGGUCAUUGGCUGGACUCCAUGGGCAAUUCCAUCCUGGUCACCGGCUGUUCCGAGGCGGGCAAGACGCACGAGCUCACCGCGGUGAUCACGCCCCUGGUUGACCACGCGUCCGCACGCGACAAGGCCCUCCAGAUCAAGCGGGACGCCGCCCGCCAGUGGCGCUGUGGCAACGCCAACCUCGAGUGGGUCGACGAGCAGCUCGUGCGGCUCGUGUGGGCCACGGACGACGGGAGGCGGAGCGUCUGGUCUCGCUCCCUGGAGAGCGCCCAGCCCGACGGGGAGUCGGACAGCGGCGGGGACGCCUUCCCGUGGCGGCUGCACGGAGCGGAGCCGGAGCCGUGGCUCCCGCUGGAGACCCCGAGGGACAUCCUCUACGACGGCGCCCGCGUGGCCGCCCUGCUGGACAUCCGGCAGCUGAUCGGCCCGCGCACAGAACCGCAGGAGAGGCUCACGCACAUCCUCAUGGACCACGACCUGCACCCGAACCCCGGCGACUACCUGAUUCCAGGUGCCAACUCGCCACUCUGGCAGACGCUGCAGGUGUCGGACUCUGUGAAGUGCAGCAUCGCGCAGAGGAUACAGCGCAUCCAGUACGAGGCGCUGGCUCAACGCGUGCAGUGGAGCGGCGACAGCGAGGCAGGGACCCUAGCGGACGGGGAGCUCCUGGAGGAAGUUAUGAGAGGCGGGCUGCUGGAGGCGGCCGCCUACGACGACAAGGGUGAGGCGCAAGGGGCAUACAUCCUGGAGGUCAUUUGGGCCGACUGCGCUCCGACAGGGGGCGUUAACGUCAGGGGGAAGUUCCUUGCCGCCGAGGAUGACUACUACGCAUGGUGGAUGCUUUCCAAAAGGUCUCAAGAAGAGAUCUACCACGUGUGCGGCCUCAGUGGGGACGCGUGCCGGAAACGUCACCAGAACCAGGAUAAGAUACACAUCCAGUCGUGGCGGCCACUCGGCCAGAACGACAUAAAAGAAGAUAAAAUCGGGUGGGCUUCUAAGCCAAGCCUGAAAAAGAAGAUCCUUGAAAGGAUCAGUGGCUCCCUGGAGGGGCCCGGGGCCGUGCGGCCCCGCCCCGGCUCCCCGGCAACGCGCCCCGACGGCGACGCGGCUGGUCCUGGCUCUGUGCGCGCGGGCGGCGCUGGAGCUCCGGACGGCGCCCUGUGGGCCAGGGGGGACUACGACCCGACACGGCAGCGUCAGAGAAGGCCGAGGACGACGCUGGCGGGGGGCCGCGGGGGCGCCGUGACGCGGCCCGCGCGGCGCGGGGGGGGCGCUCGCCGGCCGAGCGCGACGACGCUGGCGGAGCGCCGCAGGGCCGCCGUGAGGCGGCCCCCGCCCCGCGGGACGGGCGACCGCGAGCCCGGGAGGAGCGAGUCAAGCUGCAGCGACUCGUGCGAGAUGGGUUUUCACGUGGCCUCGACCUCAGAAGGCGUUCGACAGAAGUCCACGCAGGAACGUCUUAUGCGCUUCGCGCGCAAGCACCCGGGGAGACUGUCCAGGAGCGCCAUGUGGACCAUGGCGCAGAGGGUGACUCCUGGGGGAGAGGCCAACAGCGACAGCGACGACCACAAGAAGGAGCCUCCGGCAGCGGCGUCGGCCUACUUUCUCAGGGUGCUCGAGGUGAAGUACAACCUGUCCAAGCGCAACCGCAACGACAUGGCCCUCAUGUGCAAGCUCCUGGAUCUCCUCGUCCAGAACAAAGCAGACAAGGCAAUGGAUUUCAUAGUCCAGCACCUGAAAGCCGUCGAGCAGUCGGUGGUGGACCAGUCGUGGGAGCGCGCGUGCUUCCUCGAACUCGUCAAGGACGACUCGGCCACGCUCGUCAGCAGGAAGGAGAAGUACAUGAUGCGCAGCGAGACGAAGGCGCAGCAGCAGCUGGCGCUUCGGCCCCAAGGGGGCCAGGGCAAAGGCAGCCAAAGGAGCGGCCACAGGGAGGUCAGCCUGGAGGAGAGCCAGAACGCUGGCAAGGGCAACCCUUUUCAGGGGAAAGGCCCCGCGCACUCCGGCAAGGCCUCAGCGAAGGGGAGCUCCAAAGCGAAGGGGAAGUGGUGGUAG
This is a messenger RNA of Prorocentrum cordatum, 7515 nucleotides long. The record is from the annotation of a GenBank genome assembly. NCBI's taxonomy places the organism in Eukaryota, Dinophyceae, Prorocentrales, Prorocentraceae.